This is a messenger RNA of Triticum aestivum (bread wheat), 1340 nucleotides long. RefSeq lists its product as uncharacterized. The transcript has 6 exons. NCBI's taxonomy places the organism in Eukaryota, Viridiplantae, Streptophyta, Magnoliopsida, Poales, Poaceae. The record is from RefSeq and is a predicted model, not a curated record. Bases 237 to 908 code for a protein of 223 amino acids.
CGGCCGCCGCCGCCCGCCUCACUGCCGGAGACCGCCCGCCUCGCUGCCGUAGAUCCCCCCGUGGUCGUACCGCCCUCUGCCGGACACCCCCACCGCCCGCGGCCGUCGCCCCCCAUCCGUUGCCCCUACCCUGCGGAGGAGGAUCAGAGAAGUAGUGAGGUGUGAAGUUAGUAUACGAGAUAUAGGUGCUCCACACCAUGUGUAUUGUUGCGUAAACCUUCUCUGAUCACUUGAAGAUGGGGAAGAAAAAUCCAAAUGCACGUCGGUUUGCCUCAAGCGAACGUGCCCCGUCACUGGAUGUAACAAACUCACCUCUAAAUGCAAAUGCAGAGAGUAGUUCUGCUGCUCGACAGAAAGGUAACCAAUCAUGGUACAUCAGAUUGUCUGAUGAAAAGAAAGCAGAGCUCCUCGAGAAGCGUCGUGUCGCCCGGCGUGAGAAGAAGACUGCAGCCGUACAAAGUGUAAACCAUGCCCGGGUAUCACAAGAACAUGCUUCUUCUGUGGGGUCUGAGCAAUUUGUCCCUUUGAGCAACAUCACCAACACACAUAUAGAUGUUGCAGUAUGUACGGCGGCAAGCUCCGCGGGUACUGCUCAUCUUCACCAAAACAAUAUUGCAGGCAAAAAAAGAAGUCCACAAAGUUGGUAUGCUGGACUAUCCGACGAGCGGCGAGCUGAGUACAUACACAAACAGAAGAUGGCCCGACUCGCAAGGAAAGCAGCAACUGCCGGGGUGAAUGUCCAAUUGCCUACAUCAUCUGCCUCGCAAACUUCAUCUGGUCCUUCUGUGUGUCGCUGCUGUCAGUAUCGGGCUUACUGCUUGGAGAACAGGAGGAGCGUCAGGGCUCUUUGCUGCAUCUGUGGGGGUACUGGCCAGAAGUUAUUGUUAUCCAUGUAUCACACAAGCUGAGGUGGUCACCUUUGAUCUAAUACCCGCGAGUCUUCUAUAUUGUCUUCAUCCUAUUCGUGCUAAAACAUACUCAGGGGCGAUCGCCCACCUGAACGAUUAAAUGGAUCAAUAUUCUGGACAUUACAAGCUGGGCCAGAGUGGGCCAUAUGGAGGUACAUCAAACAUAGGAAGGGUGGACAGGAGCAGGCACAAAAGGACCUACACCAAUGUACAAGGGGAUCAUGAUCUAGGAGAAGCGAGGCCUGGACGACAGGUGGUAGAGCAGCUUGCCUAAGAGAAGCACAAGUUACCACUACUAUUCAGCAAAUGACACAACCAGAUAUUUAUGGAUUUUCCUUAACUGUAAUGACUUCAUUUGUUCUUGAAAUGGAGAAUCUUAUGUAUGUCUCUUGUAAUUGCUGGUAAUGAGAUAUAUAAGUCUUUUCCCCUUCA